This is a messenger RNA of Tigriopus californicus, 3482 nucleotides long. Its product is annotated as nonsense-mediated mRNA decay factor SMG7-like. Gene Ontology annotation, cellular component: telomerase holoenzyme complex. The record is from RefSeq and is a predicted model, not a curated record. Gene Ontology annotation, biological process: nuclear-transcribed mRNA catabolic process, nonsense-mediated decay. The transcript has 3 exons. Lineage: Eukaryota; Metazoa; Arthropoda; Copepoda; Harpacticoida; Harpacticidae. Gene Ontology annotation, molecular function: telomeric repeat DNA binding; protein binding; telomerase RNA binding.
AUGACCAUCGAUGAUGAGAAUGCCGAUCAAGGUCGUGAUAAUGUCAAAUCCAACAGUCCAGAGGAGCAGCUCACAGUUGCUCAACUUUUUCACAAAGCUGAUGAGAUCCGCACGUUCUUGGCCAGAAGGAAAAACGUCUUCUAUGACGGGUCUCUCUGGACCGACCAUCAAGAGCUCCAAAACUUGUACAAGCAGAUCUUGUUGCGCGACUUGAACUACGCUUUGGACAAGAAGGUUGAGGUGGACUUGUGGAAUGCCUGCUUUCGUGAUUACAUCUCGUUCUUGCAAACCGCAGGUCGAGAUCGGGCUAGCUUUCAAAAACAGAAAGCUGCCGAGGCUCAACAAGUUCUCAAUUGGUUCACGCAUAUGGCCACUGGGUUCUACACCAUAUUUUUGGAAGAACUGCGACCUAAAGUGGUCGCUGAUCUACCCAUGUUGAGAGUGGCCAGAGGCUUUAACCGAUCAGCUGGAGCUGAGGGUCCUGAAGGGAAACUGUCCAAAUCUGACCUUCAAAGCUAUGUGUAUCUCAUUCAGUAUUGUUUGGUCCAUUUAGGAGACCUUUCUCGAUACAGGGCGGAACUGUCCAAUGCUGAAAGCUACUACCGACAAGCAAUUCAAGUUGCUCCUAACUCGGGACAAGCCUACAACCAAGUGGCCCUCCUUGUAGGCAAUAGUGGUGAUCUCCUCUCUGCGGCCUUCUAUUAUGUUCGAGCUCUGGCUCUCAAGCAUCCGUUCAUGGCCGCGGCCUCGAAUCUCUCGAAACUGUUUGCCAAGGUCGAAGAACUUCAUCAAAAAGAAGGGAGAGCCCUUCCCUAUAAAGAUGUGGUCAUUUCGGCCCAGACAUUUGUGCCUUACGUGCUUCAAUUCCAUUCCUACAUUCAUUCGGCCGUGCAUUUGCGAACAGCGGCUAAGUAUUGUGAUCUUCUGAAUUCCUCCAUGACCAGUCUAAUUGCCACGGAAAGCAUGAAACGGUAAGAAGUGUUCAAAAUCCUCACCCUUAGUCUCUUCUUGAGCCAUCAACAUUUGGGGCCACAUGAAAUCGACCGAACGGCCGACGAAAGGAAGGUCUGGGAGUUGCUCAAUGAGUUGCUAGGAGGGUUUUUGAACGCAUUUCUUUUGCCGGUGUAUACAUGGAAAGAGGAUUAUUCCUUACUGACCUACUUCGCCCUACCAGCCGUUAAGAUCCUUCUAAGCUGGAUUUGCCUGAAUCCAAAGGUGCUGGACUCAAAAGCGUUUCUAAAACGCUUACAGAUAUGGCCAAGUUUGUGUCGAUUGCUAAAUCAACUAUCAACCUUGACCUUGGAGCAUAUUACGGAAUUGGAAUCGCUCGCCAGUAUCCCCUUGCCCGAAGAUUACGAUUUGCAAUGUUUCCUUCCACUGUGCUCGAAUUUGAAAUGCUUGAGUUUCAAGAAAGUGUCCACCUUCGCCGAUGAGAGCUUCAAGGCCAAGAUUCCUCUGCUUAGAGCAUACCGCAUUCUUAAACUAGGUGAGCAAUUAGCUUCAGAUGUCUUCAGUGGCCGGAAAGUGAUAGCGUGCAAGUCUUUCGAGGAUCUAGCCAAUUCGCACGAGAAAAGCUUUGAAGCGAUCGAGCAGAAGAUUCCACAAGAGCUAAUCAAGGAUCUUGACUCUGCCGACCUGGAUUCAAGUUCAGAGGAAGAGGAUCCUGACGGCGAUAAUGAUUCGAGCGAAGGCAAUAGUGCCAUCCAAGAACCCGUUGUGCUCAAGCCAUCUCCCGUCCCUGAAGUAAGUGUCAUGAAAAAGAAGUCUACUCACCGCACGAAUGUUGCAAUGGAGGCCAUUCUGCGCCAAGCUCAAACCAAACAACCAGCUCCCAGCAGCACCUUACCACCCAAUUCAAAGAGCCUCAGUAGCAGCAGCAACAACAACAACAGCAGCAACAGUCUAGCUACCCCUCCACUUUCAAAUCCAGCCUCCCAGUUUCAUCCGUUAUCUCCUCCCGGGCCCAUUCGACCUUCAAGACCGGAUUUCAGUAUCCCGCCGCCUAGAAUGUUGGCUAACUUGACCCUGAAUAUGCGACCCAGAGCGGCACCUGAGAGGCCUAUGUCCUUGAAUGGCAGCCCUAUGACAGGUGGGUUCGGAUGGAGUGGUAAUGGUAGCCAGAAUAACUUUGGCCGUGGGUCCAUGAUCAGACCGCCAACGGAUUUGUCUUACAAUCUACGAAUGUCCCAUUCCAAUUCGUUUGGGCCCCUGGGAUUAAACCCGAACUUCAUGGAUCACAAUCAUGCUCCUCGUCCGGAUUCCCGAAGUUCGUUAUUACACUUGAUAGGCCAUCAAAAUCGCCCUAACUUGGGCGUAGGCUCCAUGUCCGCCCAAAGCGGUAUCAAUUCCGGUGGAACCUACUCGCUUUUCUCAGGUCCCUCCUGGAAUGGUGGGGCACAAUCUUUGUUCGAUGCGGGUCCAGUCCCGCAUUCUACAUCCAGCGGACCUUCUCCUCUUGAUCGACUCAUUCAGCAACAAGAACAACAGCAACAACAACAACAACUUCAUCAUCGAUAUCGUAAUUCCCAGUUUUAGCGCAAACAAAAUAUACCUACAAACAAUGCCUCACGUUGGUUUCAAAAAUGUCCGUUCGAGUUGAGUGAUUAAGGCAACGUUAAAGUUUUCAUGCAGAAGGCGGCGGAUCUUUUUUCAGUCUGAUCUCAUGAUCGAGCGAGACAAGACAAUGAAGUUACAAGUUUUGGUUUUGUUCUUGGUUCUAUCUGUUUCUUUGAACGCCGUAUGCGCCGCCGUAGCCACUGUGAGCCGCUUCGAAAAAGGCCAGUAUUCGAGCAACCAGAUGACUUCCUCCGCUACCAAGAAGGCCUCAUCGUAUAUCGCUUGCGCCUCGCAAUGCAUGGUGGUGCCAACCUGCGACAUAUUUGAGUUGGAUUUGGUGGCUCAAACCUGUAUAAUCGGAACAUUUGAUGCCGCGGCCACUCCAGGAACACCACUUAAAGAUAUGUUCAAAAAAUCGCCCUAAUUGUGGACUCACUAAAACAGCUUCUCCCACUUAUGUGCUUUGGCAAUGAAUAAAGUAACCCAUGCAUAACAAACGGCAGUCGAGCGUGAACCUCCUCUGUUUCUGUGAAUUGUGGCUCGAGUGCCUUAGUCAAUCGCCAUGAUGCGUAAUAGUUGGUUCAUGGGACUUUCGUUGGUUUGGGUAAUGUGUCUAGGCUUGACCCAAGCCUCCACGUUUUAUCCCGACACAUUGGACGACGCUUUCUUGAUUCGACCAGACCCACCUACCACUCCCCUGGUAGCCAACUCUGCGUUCUGCGCCAUAACUUGCCACCAGAUGGGCCUUGUGUCUUGCGAGGGUUUUAUCUAUGACGAGACAGCCAACACUUGCACCUUCCUCACGAUCGACACCACACAAACUCCUUCCAAUAUUGAUACGACUUUCAACCGAGUUUAUGUACCCCCCACAAUCAAAUAAUCCGAAAUGAGAUGAGUUAAGACACAAUAAAGCACAUCAUAUUCAA